This is a messenger RNA of Umbelopsis ramanniana AG, 1220 nucleotides long. RefSeq lists its product as uncharacterized. Gene Ontology annotation, molecular function: glycine transmembrane transporter activity. The record is from RefSeq and is a predicted model, not a curated record. Gene Ontology annotation, biological process: glycine import into mitochondrion. Bases 78 to 1013 code for a protein of 311 amino acids. The transcript is spliced from 7 exons. Gene Ontology annotation, cellular component: mitochondrion; mitochondrial inner membrane. Lineage: Eukaryota; Fungi; Mucoromycota; Umbelopsidomycetes; Umbelopsidales; Umbelopsidaceae.
AACAUGUCAAAGUGAGCAGUCACACCCGACAUUUUUGAAUUGCAGCGGCCAGCCCUGCAGUUGUAUCUUUCUCACUCAUGGCACCCAAGGUGGAUCCUGCCCUGCAUUUACUGGGAGGAGCGGGUUCAGGCAUGGUAGCCUGUACUGUGCUCCAACCACUCGACCUUAUAAAGACACGUCUCCAACAACAACGACAAGACCACCUUGCAUUUUUACGUGAGGCAAAAACCAAAGGCUUAUUGGUUGCCCCUCAAAAAAGCAACAUUUACUCUACUGUGAGAGAUAUAAUUCGAACCAAUGGCCCAAUUGGUCUCUGGCGCGGAACCUUUCCAACUAUCUUAAGAAAUGUACCUGGCUCUGCAAUGUAUUUCUUUGCUCUGGCUGAAAUGCGAUCAGCCUUAGCCACAACGCGCACCACUGGCAAGAACCCCCUGCAAACGUGGGACAAUUUGCUGGCUGGCGCUGCCGCAAGAGGCUCUGUUGGUUUCAUAAUGAUGCCCAUCACGGUGGUCAAAAUUAGAUAUGAGAGCAACUUUUACAACUACAAAAGCCUCACAGAUGCUUUUAGCUCUAUUAUCAAAAAUGAUGGUGUUCGCGGCCUAUUUGCUGGAUAUGGUGCCACGUUUAUUCGCGAUGCUCCUUUUGCAGGAAUAUACCUCUUUUUCUACGAACAAUGCAAGUCGACUGCUAAUGCAUGGACAGCACACAAUGGCAUCAAUGUAGCAAAUGCUGCGAUCAAUUUGGGAUCAGGUGUACUUGCAGGCGUGACGGCUACAUGCUUCACGCAACCGUUCGAUAUGCUCAAAACUCGUAUGCAGCUGAAGCCACUUGUAUAUAGAAACCUUUGGAGUUCAGCAAAGAAGGUGAUAGCGGAGGAAGGUGCUAUCGGCUUCUUUGAUGGUAUCAGCGUACGACUCAUUCGAAAAUCCUUGAACUCGGCUGUUUCUUGGACCAUAUACGAAGAAAUUGUUAGAUGGCACCACAACAGUCAAUUGAACGCAAGCGCUCUGUAAUAUAAACCCUUGAAUACACCAUAUGGCUAUUCUUGCAACGACAAGAAGUACUACCAACGUAAAUGAAAUACAUGUAUAUUAGAUAAGACCUGUAAUAGAUGUGAGCUGUAACUCUCUUUAGAUUUGAACCACUUGCGAGAAUUGCAGUGAAAAUUUACUACUCAUUUAAAAAAUCGUCUCACACAAGUUUAGUUUUUACUAUAAUCU